AUUUUUCCCUCACUACUCCCAGAACAGUGGACCAGAACUGUGUGUUACAGAAACGCGAGAAGAACAGAAGAAAUCCCUCCAUCCUCUGCAGAAAGGAAGCUCAUGGACUGAAAAGUUGAUAAAGGGAAAAACAUGGAAAGCAAGAAAAUGCAAGAGAACACCAUCCAUGUUUCUGAUCCAGACAAUUUUUUUUAAGGCAACUUGAUUCGGGAGCAUGUGUAAUUCUGAAAUAUGAACAGAACUUUUGCAGGAGGUAAAAUGUGUAUAGAAAGGCUCAAGAUUUUUCAAUUGAUGAAACAGCCAAUGAAUUUUUAAUAAGUUCUGAACACUCAAGUUGUCUGUGGUCAGACCGAAGGCUGUUAUCAGAGAAAGGCAAAAUUCACCCUUCUGGUUCUAUCAUCCUAUCCAGAAGAAAUCUUCAUCUACUGCAUGCCAUCCUAACUAGUGCUUAGAGGAUUACCAGGAAUACAGAUACAGAGACUUGGCAGGAAAGAAAACGCGGUGGUAAAAGAAAACACGAAAGGAAGUAGAGAAGGCAUUUCAGGUAUCGGAGCCUUACUAUUUUCAGCCAGAGUUCAAAUGACUGAGCUUCAAGCAAACCACUGCCAGAUGCUGCGCAGAAGAGGUGAGAUAGAAAAGAGAACUGUCUAGAAGCUAAGACGUCUAAUGUACACUCUUGCACCAGGAUGGAAGGGGAAUCUUACUACAAUGCGUCUACUGUCAAUGGCACCCCAGUGAGUCACCAGCCUUUGGAACGCCAUGGGUUGUGGGAGGUCAUCACCAUCGCAGUUGUCACGGCUGUGGUGAGUCUGAUCACCAUCGUGGGCAAUGUCUUAGUCAUGAUCUCCUUUAAGGUCAACAGCCAGCUGAAGACAGUUAACAACUAUUAUCUGCUCAGCUUAGCCUGUGCAGAUCUCAUCAUUGGAAUCUUCUCCAUGAACCUCUACACCACGUACAUCCUCAUGGGACGGUGGGCUCUCGGGAGUCUGGCUUGUGAUCUUUGGCUUGCGCUGGACUAUGUGGCCAGCAAUGCUUCUGUCAUGAACCUUCUGGUGAUUAGUUUUGACCGUUACUUUUCGAUCACAAGACCCCUCACGUACCGGGCCAAGCGUACCCCAAAGAGGGCUGGCAUCAUGAUUGGCCUGGCCUGGCUGAUCUCCUUCAUCCUCUGGGCCCCAGCGAUCCUAUGCUGGCAGUACUUGGUUGGGGAGCGGACGGUGCCCCCAGAUGAGUGCCAGAUCCAGUUCCUCUCUGAGCCCACCAUCACUUUCAGCACAGCCAUCGCCGCCUUCUACAUCCCUGUUUCUGUCAUGACGAUCCUCUACUGCCGCAUCUACCGGGAGACGGAGAAGCGAACCAAGGACCUGGCUGACCUCCAGGGCUCAGACUCCGUGGCUGAAGCUGAGAAGAGAAAGUCAGCUCACCAAGCUCUGCUCAGGUCCUGCUUCAGCUGCCCCCGGCCCACCCUGGCCCAGAGGGAAAGGAACCAGGCCUCCUGGUCGUCCUCCCGCAGGAGCACCUCCAUCACUGGGAAGCCAUCCCAAGCCACCGGCCCGAGCACUGAGUGGGCCAAAGCCGAGCAGCUGACCACCUGCAGCAGCUACCCCUCCUCAGAAGACGAGGACAAGCCCACCACUGAUCCAGUCUUUCAAGUGGUUUACAAGAGCCAGGCCAAGGACAGCCCAAGGAAAGAGUUAAGUGCUGAAGAGACCCAGCAGACUUUUGUGAAUGCUCAAACUGAAAAAAAUGACUAUGACACCCCAGAAUACUUCCUGUCUCCAGCUGCUGCUCAUGGGCCCAAGAGUCAGAAGUGUGUGGCCUACAAGUUCCGACUGGUGGUGAAAGCCGAGGGGACCCAUGACACCAACAACGGAUGCCGCAAGGUCAAAAUCAUGCCGUGUUCCUUGCCAGUGUCCAAGGACCCCUCAACAAAAGGCCCCGAUCCCAGCCUCAGCCAUCAGAUGACCAAACGAAAGAGGAUGGUCCUCGUCAAAGAGAGGAAAGCCGCCCAGACCCUGAGUGCAAUUCUCCUGGCUUUCAUCAUCACUUGGACUCCUUACAACAUCAUGGUCCUGGUUUCUACCUUCUGCGACAAGUGCGUCCCAGUCACCCUGUGGCACCUGGGCUACUGGUUAUGCUAUGUCAAUAGCACUGUCAACCCCAUCUGCUAUGCCCUCUGCAACAGAACCUUCAGGAAGACCUUUAAGAUGCUGCUGUUCUGCCGAUGGAAAAAGAAAAAAGUGGAAGAGAAGUUGUACUGGCAGGGGAACAGCAAGCUCCCCUGAAAAUUAACAACUCCCCUCAAAGUAUAACCAUGAUCAAGGUCCUUUGAGGAUGGGCCAGCUGAUUCUUGUUUACUUUCCAAAAAGAUAUCUGUCCUUUUGAGUCCCUGAGGCCUCUGUAAAGCAUCAAGGUCUACUGUCAAAAGGAAGGAGUCAUAGCUGCCACAAUCACUGCCAUACUGAG
Molecule: messenger RNA, 2466 nt
Organism: Dama dama (fallow deer)
Lineage: Eukaryota; Metazoa; Chordata; Mammalia; Artiodactyla; Cervidae
Gene: CHRM5
Product: cholinergic receptor muscarinic 5
Exons: 2
Coding region: 687-2285 (532 amino acids)
Biological process (GO): chemical synaptic transmission; adenylate cyclase-inhibiting G protein-coupled acetylcholine receptor signaling pathway; gastric acid secretion
Cellular component (GO): dendrite; synapse; plasma membrane
Molecular function (GO): G protein-coupled acetylcholine receptor activity; G protein-coupled serotonin receptor activity
Source: RefSeq, a predicted model, not a curated record